Molecule: messenger RNA, 4198 nt
Organism: Dermatophagoides farinae (American house dust mite)
Lineage: Eukaryota; Metazoa; Arthropoda; Arachnida; Sarcoptiformes; Pyroglyphidae
Source: RefSeq, a predicted model, not a curated record
AUUCUCACCAAAAAAAUUUGUCUGUACAAAUAAAUCCAUUAGCAAACGACAUCAUGGAAUGGUGGACUGAUGAUGAUGGCUACAAAAUAUCGUAAAAAAAAUCUAAACACAACGAAUUCACACACAUUAUUAGCAUUUCCGUUCUUAGAAAACUGCCUAAUCUGAACAGUGAAUGGUGGAAACUAUGCAUUUGUGAAAAUACAAGAGAGAAGGAAAAAAUGGCGCGCACUUUCAGUCGAAUCAUUUGAAUGUUUCAGAUGACUAAAUAGGAAACAAACCUAAAUCAACCAAGAUUCCACAUCAAAACUUACAUCAUCGACAAAAUAAAAUUGAAUCAUUUCGAAUGAAUGAAAAAGAAUGGCAACUUUGAAUUGUGAUUUGAAAAUUGGCGACACAAAUUCAUUGCAAUCAUCAAAUGCCACCACCAGUACAAGCCACGAUACUGGAUGCCACCACGAAGCUGCUUCAUCCAUCCAUACACAUCAAUGAUGUGUACAUGUAGCGACAGUACACAAUCCUGUUUUGUGAAGCAACAAACACAUGCAAAAACAUGAGAGAGAUUUGUGAUGGAUACACACACACACACACAUCGACAGACGACCGUUGAAUUUAUUUUUUUUUUGCAAAAAAAAAAACAAACUCUUAACCAUCAAGUUCUUAUCGCAAACAUUUGUCAAAAAUAUUCUCACGAUGAAAAUUUUUUUUUCUCUUUUCUUUAACUGAUUUCAUCAUCAAUCUAUACAAGUGAAAGUAUUAUAUUAAUAUUAACAUUAUUUAUCUAUAUUGACAACAAAAGAAGCCAAAAAUAAGAGAAAAAUUAUCGACCGGUAUUUAUAAAAAUUGUGGUCCGUUGAAUUUUUCUGAUCAAUCAUCAGUCUGAUUAACCGAAUCAACCAUUAAUCGAUCACCGUUCGUUUGGGUUUCAACAAUAUUUUUACCUCAUUCUUAUGAUGAUUAUGGUAAUGGUUUGAUUAAAGACACUUGAAAAAAGUUUUAAAAAUGUCAUUAUAUUAUGAUGAAAAUUCUGAAACUCAAGUUUCAUCAACCACAACUAUAAAUCUGCCAUUCGAAUCGAUUACGGGUUUAACGGAAAUUGAUUGUAAUACAACUACGACGACACCAUGUUCAUCGGUGAGGAUUGUCGGUGAUAAUUCCUCGUUACAAUCAUUAAAAAUGUCUUCAAAUGGGAAAAAAGUAUUAUUGGAACGAAAAUUGAAUACUAUUCAAAUAUCGAAAAGUAAUAUUGGCUCAAUUUGUUUGAAAAAAUCUGUUAAUCGUGGACGAUGGUCAAAAGAAGAGGAUAAUAAAUUAAAACGAUUAGUGGAAAAAUAUAAUGAAGAUUGGUAUCAAGUUGCGACACAUUUUUCCGAUCGUUCCGAUGUUCAAUGUCAACAACGUUGGUGUAAAGUUCUCAAUCCUAGACUAAUUAAAGGACCUUGGACACCAAAAGAGGAUGAAAAAAUCAUCGAAUUGGUCAAGAAAUAUGGCCCCAAAAAAUGGACCAUCAUAGCGAAAUAUUUGGAUGGUCGAAUCGGUAAACAAUGUCGUGAAAGGUGGCAUAACCAUCUGAAUCCCGAUAUUGUAAAAUCUGCAUGGACUGAUCAGGAAGAGCGAACGAUCAUACAAUCACAUACUAUACAUGGCAAUCAAUGGGCAAAGAUUGCCAAGCUAUUACCCGGUCGAACUGAUAAUGCAAUCAAAAACCAUUGGAAUUCUACAUUGAAACGUAAAGCUCAAGCUAUGAAAGAAGGUAUCCCAUUUGCCGAAUUCAAGAAACGAAUUAAAAAGAAAAAGACUUCCACUUUGACAACAACAACAACUAGUCCUAUGAAAAAAGUCGUCACAUCAACGUUGAUUUAUUCGAUUACAAAUUUGCCGAAUAAUAACACUAACAACAACAAUAAUGAAACAAACACUGUAAAUAGUACGUCAAAUACCGACGACGAUUUAAAUGAUUUUAGCGAUCUUUUCGAUUCGAGCCAAAGAGAAAUGCUUGAAUGUGAACUAUCCGAAAUACAGGAUGUAAAUGAUCUUGUUUCGGCCAUCAAAUCAUCACCAUUACGUAGUUUGAUGAUUUCACCCACUAAAAAUUCAACACUGAUCAAUGAUGAUGAUCAUCAACAACGAAUCAACACUGAUGCUAGCUGCUAUAUUGAUGCAUUCAGUAGUGGAUAUCAAACACAGCCAGACAUGUCGAAUGUUUCAUCAUUCAUUUCGCCAAUCAAAAUGAAUAUGACUGAUGAUAAUGGUGAACAUCAACCGUCAGGAAAAAAACCAUUCACUCCGUUACAAUUUGAUACGCCAAUAUCAUCUAAAGUUAUUACGAAUUCAAUAUCAACACCAUACCUCUAUACACCACCAUCACAAUCGGAUCAUUCGAUUAUGAUGAUUAAAUCGAAAAACAAAGAGAAUGUUUCACCUUUAAAAACAACGAUGAAUCAUGGUCGAUCAAAUCGAAAUAAACAGUAUGCGAUGAUGGAUGUAAUGCUAAGUAACAGUAGCAAUCCAUUCAUCAAUUCAUGUGUUCGUUCGCCGACCACCGAAACGAAUGAAAAAAUACAAAUCGAAUCGAAUAGCGAGGAAAUUUUAUUUGAAACACCGAGUAAAUCAUUCAUUCAGGAUGAUCAAUUAUUCUCGCCACAAUCAUCAUUCGUCAUAUCGACAAUAUCACCCACUAAAUGUAUGUCACCUGGUGUGGGAACAUUCUUGAAAAAGCAACCAGUAUCAACAGUCAACAAGAAUAUCCUUCAUACAUCUCCAACAGUAACCAAUAAUAAUAAUAACAAUGGUAUUAUUAGUCAAAUGGGACCACCAUCAUCAUCAUCAUUGAUUGGCAAUAAAACAGAAUUAGUAGGUCAAUUGAACAGUAGUACACCAUACUCGAUGGCUAUCUAUAACAAUAAUGCAUCGAUAAUGGACAAUGGACAUAAUGAUGGUUAUAUACCAUUGACACCAAUGUCUAAUAUUUCUGUGAUAUCUAAUCCAUCCGAAUCCAAUAAUCGAGAUAUUUCAUAUAUAAAUAAUCAAAUGCAUAGUGUUGGGGAAGGGUUAGCAGCCGAACAAUUAUUGGAACAACAUAAUAAUGUUCCAAUGUCAUUGCCAUUGACAAACAAUAAUGUUUCAUUUAAUAAUGAUUAUAACUAUAAUUAUGUAAUAUCUGAUGAUGAUAGUAGCAAUAGAUACAUAAUGACAACAGCCAAUAAUAACAUAAAUACAGAUAGUUUCAAUACAAUCCAUUAUAAUAAUAAUAAUACAACCCUAUCGAUCAAUCAAAACCAUGAUCAAAUUAAAUUAAUUAAAUCUACAACGACAUCAUUAUCAUCAUUGAAUGGACAAUCCAUUGAUUACGGAAAACGUGAAUCAAUCAGAGGAACCAAAUACAUCGACAAUAAUUACAUUGACAAUGCCAUCAUCGUCAAUGGACACAACAGCUUAUUAUCCCAUACAAUUGGUCAAUAUGGGACCGGUAAUCCCAUUUCAAACUGCAGCAAUACAAGAAUCGGACACAACAACCGAACCUCGACCAAAGCCAUUGUACAUCUUACCAAAGAUGACCAAUACUACCAGCAACGAAACAGCAGUAACAUUCAAAAGAACAUUAUCGAACAGAGUUCGUCGUCGACGAAAACUUCGUACGACAAGAUCUCGAAUGCGUCUUUUUUCCUCGGACCAAGUCAAUUCGGAAUCAGAAACAACCAUGGUAAUCAGUCCCAUCACAUCGGACAACGAAUCGAACAUGGAACUGAAACAUCCCAGCAAUAUUGUGGCCAACAACCAAUGGUUUUUAUUGGCAACCGGACAAACAGCCGCACAGAAAGAGGUGACGAAACAAGCGCGAAUUUUUCUUCAAUCGAAAAACAAUGUUCCUCUUCAUUGUUUACCGGAACAACGACGUACACCAAUCGUUCCCCUCCUUCGUAUGAACUGUCACAACAAAAAACAGUAAAAUCAUUCGAUAAUAAUCAUCAACUGACGAAAUACAUUUAAAAUUUUCCGAUGAAUCAUUCGGAUCGAUUUUUUUUACUUUGAAUUAAUCACACAUCAAACAAACUUUGAAGAAUAUUUUUCUCUUGUUUUUUUUCCAUUAUAUAUUGUUUUCAUAUUUUACUCUUGCCCAUUUUUUUUAACAUUCUUUACCUUUAUUAUUCUACUUAUCUAAAAGUGUAUUGUAUUGAAUAAAAACUAUAUUCUUUGCUAA